This is a messenger RNA of Fusarium tjaetaba, 390 nucleotides long. RefSeq lists its product as uncharacterized. The transcript has 2 exons. The coding region runs from base 1 to 390 and encodes 129 amino acids. The record is from RefSeq and is a predicted model, not a curated record. NCBI's taxonomy places the organism in Eukaryota, Fungi, Ascomycota, Sordariomycetes, Hypocreales, Nectriaceae.
AUGAACAUUGAAACCGCCGAAACAUGCCAAAGAACUCGGUAUAACUGCAAAUGUCUGGAAUUUGGAAUGGGAUGCGAGGACGAAGGUGGUGCUCUAAAGGUUAAUGAAGCCCAGAGCCAAGAAAAGGUCCAGAAACUCGUCCAACAGUGGAAGGGAAAAGGAAGCAUCUACGUCCCAGGUUCCAAAGCCCGGGGUAGUCUGCUUCCUGAAUUCAAGAAGCAGCAUCUCGAACUCAACGACAAGCUCAGCGAAAAGGCCCGUACCCAAAUUGAUAGCUUUAUCAAAGACCCUGAGGCAGAAGACCCAGAUAUCAGCAAGCACUAUUUAGUCGGCAAGUACGGAACCAGGGUUAUCAACUGGUACAUUAACAUGCAGCAAUUGGAUAUGUAG